CCAAAUUAAUGGAACAUAGAUUGACGUUCUUGGAAUAUCUUUGUUUGUUUACAACCAAACUGUUUGGUUUUUCUCGGAGCAACAGAGGCCAUUCCAAUAAAUAAUUGUUUGUGCUAUUUGUCAAAAUGGGAUGUGAUGGUGGAACUAUUCCUAAAAGGCAUGAGUUGGUGAAAGGCCCAAAGAAAGUUGAGAAGGUUGACAUAAAUGCAGAGCUUGCUGCUCGGUGGAAGUACUGUGCUCUCAGCACGGAGAAACUCCGGCGCCCUAUUGUUGCUUGUGAUCUGGGAAGACUUUAUAACAAAGAUGCAGUGAUUGAGUACCUUCUGGAUAAAUCUGCAGAUAGACCCAACAGCGAGGUUGUAUCACACCUUCGUGGCAUUAAGGAUGUAAAGGAGCUGAACCUGACUGACAACCCAGCCUGGGAAGGUGAGAGGAGGAACACCAAAGGGGACCGCUACGAGGACAUGCACUGUGCCAUGUUCAUCUGUCCUGUGGUGGGCCUGGAGAUGAAUGGCAAACACAGUGUGGUGACCCAUUCAAAGAAGAAGACCUCGUCGUCCUCAACGGGACCAAGGAGGAGGUGGAGAAACUGAGGAAGAUAAUGGAGGAGAAGAGAGCCAAGGCAACAAAGAAGAGCAAAUUUGCUGAGACUGUUUCCAAGCCAUCACAGUCACAAGAAAAUCCAGACUCCACUGAAACCGUUUUUGCAGAGGGAAAAACUUCAACAGAAAAUGGCGACGACAGCAGCCAGCCAGCAGUCCCUGGGCCCUCUGGUUGGUCCAGCUCCUCCAAGGUGAUCCGGGAGCAAGAGGUCCAUCCAGACCAUGGAAGAGAAGUCGGAGACCUACAAAUCUCUCUUCACCAGCCACAGUUCAGCCAAGCGCACCAAAGACCAGAUAUCCAACUGGGUCACCCACACCCCCUACCACUUCUAAAUGAGCCCACUACGCCUAUAUAUCGCCUCCCAGUGGUCAUGUCAGGCAGCACACACAACCAGGUGCUCCUGUGUAUUUGCAGUGAGAAACAAUUUGAGGUAUCCCUUUAUUCGAAGGGUACCUAAAAAAAAAUAGUAAAAAAUAGUUAUUUAUAACCUAUACUUAAUGCAUUCAUGAGCACAUGAGCGUUUCGUAAAUGCUGAUGUCAACAACGGCAAGUUGAAAUCUGCAGUAUAAGUGCACAUUUCUGUGACACAAAGGGAAUAUCAACUUGCUACUGCUUAUGAUUGUGUUGUAUGUAGGUUAUGAAGCCCUUAUGUUGGUGUCCUUUUAAUAAAUUGUUAACGAAUUUGACAGAGGACUUUUUCUUAUAGGUAUUCAUUGUUUCUUAAAGGUAUUCAUCAAUACAUGUGCUAUAGGUUAGGGUUACUAAUUCUCCUUUUCUUUUUUUCUAUGAAUUGGCUGUAUUUUAUGUUGGUCUUAUCUAGAUAUCCAUCUAGGUUUUUAUAUAGAUGUGGAUUUGGCAAGUCACUAUGAUUCAUCUUUUGAUUAUGGUUUGCUAUGCAAUAUGUUAUACAAAUGUUUUGAAAUUAUAUUACAAGGGCCUAGUUAAUAGAAAGUGGAGAAGUGGAAUAGUGAGUGCUCAUUCAUAACAUCUUAUUGCUUAUGUAAGUGGUCCUCUGUAGCUCAAUUGGUAGAGCAUGGCGCUUGUAACGCCAGAGUAGUGGGUUCGAUCCCCGGGA
This is a messenger RNA of Coregonus clupeaformis (lake whitefish), 1678 nucleotides long. Its product is annotated as replication termination factor 2. NCBI's taxonomy places the organism in Eukaryota, Metazoa, Chordata, Actinopteri, Salmoniformes, Salmonidae. The transcript has 8 exons. Gene Ontology annotation, biological process: mitotic DNA replication termination; site-specific DNA replication termination at RTS1 barrier. Gene Ontology annotation, cellular component: nucleus. The record is from RefSeq and is a predicted model, not a curated record. The coding region runs from base 126 to 593 and encodes 155 amino acids.